AUGAUGCUACUCGUUAUAACGCCACCCAGUAUAGUGACUUUGACGGUGGUCACAAUGAUACUACUCGUUAUAACGCCACCCGUUAUAGUGACUCUGACGGUGGUCACAGCCACAAUCAUGACAGUGGAAAGGGCUUCGCAGGCAAUGGCAGCACUGGCUUACCAGUCCCCUCCAUCAGCAGCGUUCACAGCUGCAGUGAAGGAGUUUGAAGCAAUGCAGAGGGAGUGUGUAGGGUUCCUAGACGACGAGAGCUGGGAAUGGGUCAAAGACAAGGCCACCUGGUAUGAUGGGGACACGUGGUGUGAUAAGGGCACGUGGUGUGAUAAGGGCACGACACACGUGGGCACGUGGUGUGAUAAGGAGGGCACGUGGUGUGAUAAGGAGGACACGUGGUGUGAUAAGGAGGCCAUGUGGUGUGAUAAGGAGGACAUGUGUUGUGACAAGGGCGCGUGGCGUGGUGUGAGCACGUGGUGUGAUAAAGGCACGUGGUGUGAUGAGGGCACAUGGUGUGAUAAGGAGGGCAAGUGGUGUGAUAAAGGCGCGUGCUGUGAUAAGGACACGUGGUGUGGGAUGGGCACGUGGUUUGAUAAGGGCCCACCAUGGCCAUCAUCACCAUCUUUGUCUAUCUGCUUAUUCCUUCCUCCCAGCUCGCACCUUCCUGCCUCUCCUCCUAUGCUCCCUCUCCCCACCUCUCACCUUCCUCCCCCUUUCCCCCCCCCAACCCCACGCCCUCUCCUUCCCCUCCCCCCCCCCUCUCCCCUCCCCCCCACCUUGUGCAGGCUGCUACUGUCGACAAUACUGCAUAAGUUCAAUCUGCAGAUGACUGUACUUGCCAAGGAGCUGUACACGCAGGGCGAUGGGGUGCUUGACGACAUGAGGAGGCGCGUGCAGGACGAUGGCACUGUUGUUCUCGACAAGUACCACCGGUGGGCACCUGUCUGUCUGGACAUGCAUUGA
This is a messenger RNA of Closterium sp. Yama58-4, 957 nucleotides long. The record is from the annotation of a GenBank genome assembly. NCBI's taxonomy places the organism in Eukaryota, Viridiplantae, Streptophyta, Zygnematophyceae, Desmidiales, Closteriaceae.